This is a messenger RNA of Eremothecium sinecaudum, 990 nucleotides long. RefSeq names its product elongin A (gene ELA1). The record is from RefSeq and is a predicted model, not a curated record. NCBI's taxonomy places the organism in Eukaryota, Fungi, Ascomycota, Saccharomycetes, Saccharomycetales, Saccharomycetaceae. Gene Ontology annotation, biological process: transcription elongation by RNA polymerase II. Gene Ontology annotation, cellular component: elongin complex; nucleus. Gene Ontology annotation, molecular function: protein binding. The transcript has a single exon. Bases 1 to 990 code for a protein of 329 amino acids.
AUGAAAAAGAGGGAGCUACCGACGUUACAGGAUUACUGUGUUCUAACGUUGAUGAGAAACCGUCUUCUUCUUGAGGACGUCGCACAUAUGCCAUAUAGGCUAAUAAGGCCGGUGUUAGCAAGACUAAAGGCUGACCAACUAAUAAGGCUUGAAAAAACCAAUGCUAUGUUGAUUUUGGCUGAUGAUGAAAUUUGGUAUGAGCUACUUAAGAAGGACUUUCCGUUAAACGUGCACACGCAGUACGUUCAACGCAAAAACCAGGUUUAUGAAUAUUACUUGAAUUGCAUUAAAGAUAUUGAAGCUGACUUGUUGGAGGAUCGGGAUUUGAUUAAAAACCACUUUCAUGAAGCCGUGAAGAAGGACCCCGUUGUUUUCAAGUACCGAUUACCGUCUCGGCUUCUUUACCAACAGCACCAGCGAGAGAUGCAUAAGAAACAGGAACUUAGUGCAGAGCGAUUGCGCGAGUCGGUACGGCAAUUGCAGGAGGAAAAGGAAAAGAGUCUAAUAACAUGGCUAGAAGAGCCUUUGUAUGCAGAAAGAGCGACUGCUCGCUCACGUCCGCGCCCGCAACGCUCCCACCUGUACCUGAAGUCAUACAGAGAGCAUCUUAAACGACGAGAACACUUUAAAAGCGGUGGUUAUGAUCCUACUCAACGUAAGGUUGUGCGACCAGCAUCUCCAGCAUCACCUGUAUCACCAGAAUCUCCUUCAUCACCCACAACCAUGCUUAGCGCUGGUUCGGCGGCAUCAGGGAAUCAAAGUACCGCACGUAGUGAUGAAGGAUCACCAACAGAAAUCAUCUCAGGAACGUCUCCUCAUGGUGUACCUCAGCAAAAGCGUGCUAACUCUCCCCCACAGGGCAUAGAUGAUUCUCAGCAAACUACAGAGAAUCCACCCACAUCAAGGAAACGUUCUAACCUUUUUAUGCCAAGAACGUUACCACCUCCACCAUCUAAGAAGCCAAAAAUCUAUAUUCAUCGACCACGCUGA